AUGAACAACCAAACCUACUACGAAUUAUACAGGCGUUCAAGCAUUGGUGUUGCUCUUACUGACGCGCUGGAUGACCUUAUCUCCGAUGGCCGCAUCGCGCCACAGCUAGCAAUGAAAAUUUUGUCUAAUUUUGACCGAUCUGUCACUGACAUACUUGCCCAACAAGUUACUGCCAAGUUGUCCUUCAAGGGGCAUCUUGACACUUAUCGGUUCUGCGAUGAAGUUUGGACAUUUCUCAUCAAAGAUGUCACGUUCAAACUUGAUAACUCACAGACGGUCCAAAGCGAACGGGUUAAGAUCGUGUCUUGCAACUCCAAGAAGCCAGGGGAGACUUGA
Molecule: messenger RNA, 336 nt
Organism: Orbilia oligospora ATCC 24927
Lineage: Eukaryota; Fungi; Ascomycota; Orbiliomycetes; Orbiliales; Orbiliaceae
Exons: 3
Coding region: 1-336 (111 amino acids)
Biological process (GO): RNA polymerase II preinitiation complex assembly; transcription initiation at RNA polymerase II promoter
Cellular component (GO): transcription factor TFIIA complex
Molecular function (GO): RNA polymerase II general transcription initiation factor activity; TBP-class protein binding
Source: RefSeq, a predicted model, not a curated record